Messenger RNA from Effrenium voratum, 1827 nucleotides. The record is from the annotation of a GenBank genome assembly. Lineage: Eukaryota; Dinophyceae; Suessiales; Symbiodiniaceae.
GGGAUGGCACCGCAGCUUGGGCUCAAGAUCCCUCAGCCGCCCUUUGCUGGGCCAGUUGAGAGUUUGUCAUGGCGACGCAGGCGGAGGAGGAGGUGCCGUUUCUGUCGCGCCUGGAGCUCCCAGGUCUCUGGGAGCCUCCAGAGGUGCUGGACCUACUGCGGGAGCAGCGCUUCAAGGCAGCGGAGGACCUCGUGAGAAGCGGCGAGGUGCCCAUCAAGGGCCUGCUGCACGCGGCCUUUUUUUUUGGCUGUGCUUCACGCCGGGACCUGGAGAUCCUCUUCGCGGCUGCGGAGAAGCAGGGCGAGCGCCUGGAGGACGCCGACCUGGAGGCGGCGUGCCUGGGGUCCUCCCCAGCCGCUGUGGAGCUCUUGCUGCGCAAGGGCCUCGCGUCCAGCCAGGAGGCCCUGCACUGCGCCAUGCGGGCGCCGUGCGGGCAUGACCAGGUGGCCGAAAGGGCUAUGCAGAUGGCACAGCUGUUGCUGGAUGCGCGCGCUACAGUGGAUGGCCAUGGCACUGUGGAGGAGAGCCCUUUAGUCACUGCUUGCGGCUCCGUGGCAAGCUUCAGCGGUCAGCACUUUUCCCCAGUGGUCCAGUGGUUGCUGGACAAAAAUGCCGACCCCUGCGGCGCGGGCGGCGCCCGCGCGCCCGUGCAUGCGCUCUGCGCGGGUUUCGCUGGGACGAGCCAGGUGCAGCAAUUGCUACGAGAUCUGCUGGCCCAAAGAGCUGAUGUGAACCAGCGGGACUUCUUCGGCAGCACCCCUUUGCACUAUGCCAUCGAGGGCCACGUGGACUUCCUCCUGGCCAAGGAGCUGGUGGCCAUGAAAGCGGACAUCUCUUUAGCGAGCCCGGAUGGCACUGUCUGCGAUCUGCUGAAGAAGGGGUGUUCGUACCAUGGGCACCUGAGGGCGGCAGAGCUGGAGGGCCGAGAGCUGACCCCGGAGGAGGUCGCCGAGUUGCAAAAAGCGGCUGGGCAUCCCGUGGCGAAGCAGCUGGAAGCCUGCACUCGCGGCAUAUCCUGGCUUAUCAGAAGCCCAGCAGAGGGCAACGUGCGGUUGAUUGACAACCUCGACGACGACGACGAUGAUGCGAGGAUUUGCCCUGAGGUGAACGAGCUGUUGUGCGACAAACUGGGCUGCGUUCCAAAUCUUGUUGUUCUCUCACUUCCCUUGACCCGAUAUUCCGAGAUGGUGGAGGAUGUGGAAUUUAUUGUGACGGAGAAACUUACGAUUCGCCAACUGCUUGGCCUGGUCUAUGACUACUAUCAGGAUCCGCUGGACAUGGGGCAGGUGCGGCGGAUCCGACGGCUCCGGCGAAUGGGUCUGCUGGGGGAUACCUUUGGCUACCUUCGGCGGAAUAUCCCGGAGGGGGAGCCGGCCAAGGAGCCUCAGGUGCCAAGGAUUGACUUGCGCGGGGACAGCAUUUUCUUCGAAGGAUUUCGCAACUGCACAUACCUGGAGGAAAAGAAAGUCCUGUAUGGCAGAAUGGGUUUGGGAUCGUAGCUGCUAUGCUUUGGCAGGUAGAUGCAACCUAUGCACGCAGAGGCUCCUGGAGCUUUCAAUGGAAGACCCGACCCCUCCAUUAGACACCCCGGAGGUGGGUGGGGGUCUCAAAACCAGGUUGUUUGAAGGCCCUAAAUCAAUCGGAGCCCUUUUGGCAGCGAACAUCGACUUUGCACUACGAUGAACGUUUGCAAUUUUUGUGUGGAAUGGUUCUUAGAGAUGUGCCUGUGGCUGGGCCUGUGCUGUGGGCAAACCGCGCACGUUUUUUGGCCAGUGCUUCAGAUGGGUGCAUCCAUGUGGCAACUUUGUGGGUGUUCAAAAUCCUGCA